GAAGCGGUUUAUUCGUCUGCGGAUCGCCGACGAAAAUACACGGCUCUCUUGGAAGUACUAGCGGUCCAAGCCCGCGAGUUCUGUGAAUUAAAAAGAAAGUUUCUCACCGUUGAAUGAUAUCUUAGUCAGAAUGUCUACUAUACUAGAUGUUUGCGGACCCCUCUCCCCGCCUUCAACGCCGCCGUUGAUGGACAUAAAAGUCGAGUUACCUCUGAAGAAAGCUGCAGUAAAGCGCGCACGAGAAGCGUCGCCUCCGACUGGGCUGGUCACACCCCAGCCCUCGGACUCUGAAGGCGAAGAUGAAUACAGCAAGCGAUCUCGGUGUGAGCUAGCGAGGCUAUUACUCACCACGCCUCCGCCCGAUCCCUGUCCUCGGCCCUCCGUCAUCAUGCGAGCACACAAAGAUGGUACCUGCAGCCCUGAGCCUCUACCGAUGCCACCGUCAAAUAUGAACAUCCUGAAGACCCUAAAAUUCAAAAUGAACCGAGGCCACAGCUACUCACAAGUCAAAUAUAUAGCUAGCCAGGCUCAGACACCGCCGCCUGCCCCACCCAGUCCUAAAGCUAAAGUGGAAGAGGCACGAGUCCCAUCACCGCACCCAGAAUGCCAACCUAAACAAGACGAACACAGAGUGCCUCAAGUGGCGUCGACGCCUGGCUGGGUUCCACUAGCCCCCAGACCAGCCCCUGCCGUAAUAGUACCUGGUGCUCUACUUCCGACUACGGCACUGUGGUUGGUCGCACCCGCGCCGGCCGCGAGACGCCGUCUAUAUGAAUGCACUUACCCUGGCUGCGGAAAAAACUACUUCAAGUCAUCACAUCUAAAAGCGCACGCCCGCACACACACAGGCGAGCGUCCCUUUAGAUGCGCUUGGCCGGGCUGCGAGCGACGGUUCUCCCGCUCCGACGAGCUCUCUCGGCAUAAGCGGACACAUACUGGCGAGAAGAAGUUUGGCUGCAGAGUCUGUAACCGCCGAUUUAUGCGCUCCGAUCACCUCGCGAAGCACGUCAAGAGGCAUGCCAAAGAGCGAGCCCCUCCCGCGCCCGUACUCCGCCUCCUGCCCUCGCCUCCCCUGACUAUUCCGGUCCACAACCCCACCGUAGUGCAGUGAGCGCUACCGACUGUGAUUCAGAUCUCAUGAUCGUUACCUAGUUUUAGUACUCAAUUAAGACUGUCCUAUCUGACUACUUAAGUAGUUACUAGUUGUAAGUCUAUAUUAUUAUUAGAUGAUGGUAAGCUUCAAAGAAUAUAAAAGAUUGAUAUAUA
Messenger RNA from Nymphalis io (European peacock), 1266 nucleotides. It is a transcript of the gene cbt, whose product is annotated as Krueppel-like factor 10. Gene Ontology annotation, biological process: regulation of transcription by RNA polymerase II. Lineage: Eukaryota; Metazoa; Arthropoda; Insecta; Lepidoptera; Nymphalidae. Gene Ontology annotation, molecular function: DNA-binding transcription factor activity, RNA polymerase II-specific; RNA polymerase II cis-regulatory region sequence-specific DNA binding. The record is from RefSeq and is a predicted model, not a curated record. Bases 131 to 1111 code for a protein of 326 amino acids. The transcript has 2 exons.